ACGGUUUCCCGCUGCUUUUCCCGCUUGAAUUCCGUUCCCGCCGUUUGGAGGAAGACCGGUGCGGAUAGGAGGAAGCGAGAUGUCAAAGAAAAGAGGUCUGAACGUUGAAGAGAAGAGAACUCGGAUGAUGGAAAUCUUUUUUGAAACGAAAGAUGUAUUCCAGUUAAAGGACAUUGAGAAAAUUGCUUCCAAAGAGAAAGGAAUAACGGCUAUGUCAGUGAAGGAUAUCUUACAGAGCUUAGUUGAUGAUGGUAUGGUAGACACUGAUAGGAUUGGAACUUCGAAUUAUUUUUGGGCUUUCCCAAGUAAAGCAUUGCACACAAGAAAACGUAAAAUGGAAGAACUGCAGAAUCAGUUCUCAGAAUAUUGUCAGAAGAAAAAGAAUUUAGAGGAAAACAUCAAGCACUCAAAAAUUGGGCGGCAAGAUACUGCAGAACGUGCAGCACUAAUAAAGGAACUUAGUGCCUUACAACAGAAGAAAGACCAACUAAAGACAGAAGUAGAUAAAUACAAAGAAUGCGAUCCAGAUAUUGUUGAAGAAAUCCGCCAAGCAAAUAAAAUAGCUAAGGAAGCAGCUAACAGAUGGACUGAUAAUAUCUUUGCUGUAAAAUCCUGGGCUAAACGGAAGUUUGGUUUUGAAGACAGCAAAAUUGACAAAACAUUUGGUAUACCAGAAGACUUUGACUAUAUUAAUUAAAAGUGUUUAGAAAGGAUACCACAUAAUUUAAUAUUGUUCAAGAUGUUUUUAUUUUUUCUUUCAUUUCCCCACCAUUACUUGUAUUGAAGUUAAUAAAUCUGAAAACACUAAAGUAAUUUUGCUUGUUUACACUUUGAUCUUCCUGAUAAUUGUCUCAAACAGAAAGCUGCACACACUCUAUGCUUUAAAAUCUGUUGUAUUAGUUGCAUGAAAAAAAGUAAAAAGCUAGUCCUUUACAAAAUAGUGAGAGAGAUAGGAAAUUAUUGUAAUCCUUCUAGAAUUAUUUGAAAAA
This is a messenger RNA of Python bivittatus (Burmese python), 989 nucleotides long. RefSeq names its product meiotic nuclear divisions 1 (gene MND1). Gene Ontology annotation, cellular component: nucleus. Gene Ontology annotation, molecular function: double-stranded DNA binding. Lineage: Eukaryota; Metazoa; Chordata; Lepidosauria; Squamata; Pythonidae. Gene Ontology annotation, biological process: reciprocal meiotic recombination. The record is from RefSeq and is a predicted model, not a curated record.